Molecule: messenger RNA, 4035 nt
Organism: Chlamydomonas reinhardtii
Lineage: Eukaryota; Viridiplantae; Chlorophyta; Chlorophyceae; Chlamydomonadales; Chlamydomonadaceae
Exons: 5
Coding region: 202-3168 (988 amino acids)
Molecular function (GO): DNA-binding transcription factor activity
Source: RefSeq, a predicted model, not a curated record
CUAAAGUCCUGGCGAGUUCUCAAAGCCUUGUGUCGCUUUUAGUGAGUUGCCCAUUUGCGGGAGCCACAGCUCACGUUGUAGAGCAGACUGUUGGGCAGCGGGACCGUCGCGGUCGGCAGAAACGAAACGAGCCAGCCAGCGGCCGAAUGGGCAUGUGGAAGCUUUGAGCCAACACGAGCAGCAUCUCAUCAGCUGCAGGCCAUGGACACUGCAACUGCCGGUCCCAUGAUGCGUGAGGAUGUGCAAGGCGCGUUGGGUGCCGCGUUUAGCGCGGGCAUGGUCGGUGCACACGGCUCUUCUGCUCUGCCACUGCACCUGGGGGCCGCGCAUGCAGCUACAAUCGCACAGCUGGCAGCUUCACCUCUUGCGUUUGCGACGAUUGCGGGUCCAUUGGCAGUCGCUGACUUUGCCCAAGCCAAUGUGGAGCUUCUGCGGUCCCGCUCAAGCGCGGAGCAACGACCGGAGCAGCCACGUCCCUCAGCCCUUCCAACAGCACGGCUAAUCGAGGUGGCGCGCGCGGCCUUGCAGACUGUACGUCGCGGCCAAGGCGUGCCGCUCGGCGCAGCGCCAGCGGCCGCAUCAGAGCCAACAGCUUCGGAAAGGCAGCGUGAGGUUGUGGGUGGCAGCCAGGGCCGGCCGCCUCUCCUUAAACGGGAAGCGCCAGAGUCGGAUUCCGUGGAUCGCGACCGGCUUUCGGAGGCGAAACGGACUCGAAUCGACGCGCCCGACGCGCAAACUCGCUUUUCACUCAGUGCAUCGGUACCUGCAGCAGCGGCCAGCAGCGCAGAUGCUGUCGCUCACGUUUCAGCGGAUAGCGCUGAUACCAGCGUGCCGGCGCCAGUCGCUGAGCUAGCCGAGAGCGUUCCGAUAUCCACCGCUGCACCGGCAAAGCUUGUGUCUCCGUUCGCGGCACCGCCACUUCCACAGCUGCCGGGCCAGAGUAGCGUCAGCGGCUGUGAUGCAGAUGGCGCGACAACCAGAGCCACCGGAGCCGGCUCCCAGGCGGCGCCAUCCCUCGGAGGCUUCAAGUCCGCGUUCGCGGCUGCUGCCGCGGCGGAGCUCUGGGAGCCCGGGUGCAGCUUCACCACCGGGCGCCGCUCAGCGCGCUCCUCAGCGCUCAAGAGCAACGGCACAGCUAGCCUGCCGCGCGCCUUGGCGUCGGAAGGGCAAUCGCUGUCGCGACGUGGCUCGGGCUUUGUUGUAGCGGCGGCGGCCUUAGCCAUCGGCUCGGAUGCGACAGCGGCCAACGCCGCAGCCCAUAGCGGCCUGGAACGGCCUGAGCGCGGGCGCUCGGGAACAAUGGGAGCGUGGGGCUCGGGUGGUGGCUCUAAGCCGGAGAGCGCUGCCUCGGCAGACCUCCGGCGACUGGCGCAGCUGGCGGAGGCGGCGGCUUUGCUGGAGGGCUUCAGCGCCGGGCAUGUCCGUGGCAAUGCAGCCGACGGGGCGGAUACCGGCGGGAAGGCUACGACCUCGCCAUCGAGGCACCGGGCGGGCUCGCUCCCGACUGCCGGGAUGGUAGCAGCUUCAGGGGCGGCCGCCUCCGCAACUGGGUCGGGCGGCUCAGGUUCGGGCGGCUGUGGUGGCAGCAGCGGCCGGCAGCAGGCACCACAGCAGCACCAGCAGCUUGCUGGUAACUCAUCUGGGGCUGGAGCUGCACAUGGCGGCGGCGGCGCAUCGCUGCGCUCUGCAAACUCGCUGCCGCUUCGCGCGUUGGAGUCACAGCCGCUGCCUGGCUCUCGCAGCCGGUCGGAGCGCGCCGCUCGAGACGGCAGCCCCGACUCGGCUGACGGCUGCAACGGCUCUGCGGGACUCAGUCGCGGGCGCAGCGGCGAGCUGGACUCGUGGCGCGGCGGCGCUCGGGGGUCCGGCGCCCACGACGACGGCACGGACGCUGACGAGGGCAUGGAGGGUGACGACCUGCUCGCAGACGAGGAUGAGGACGACAGCGCUGGCGGUGACAGCUCGGGACGCAGCCUCACGGAUCGUUACCGCGCCGUGCUCAAGGCAUCAGCGCAGCAGCGCGGCCGCGGCUCGGGCUCCGCCGGCCGGGGCGGUGGCGGGCGGGCGGGCUCGCCGGACGACGAGGACGUGCUGGGCAGGUCCGGCAGCAUGCGCAACGGCGUGUGCGCGCGCAUCGCCAGCAUCACCAAGGAGCGGCUACAGCAGGUGUACCAUCUCAAUAUUGAGGAGGCGGCGCGCGAGCUGGGCAUCGGCAUGACUAAGCUGAAGGAGCACUGCCGCACGCUAGGCAUUCCGCGCUGGCCCAGCCGCAAGCUCAAGUCGAUGGACAAGCUGAUUGAGAGCUUGAAUGAGCGGGCAGCCAUUGAACCCGCCACCAAGGAGGUGAUCAACGACAUUCUGGCAGAAAUCGAAUCGUUCAAACGCGCGAUCUACGAGAACCCCUGUCUGGAGGUGGAGGAGGACAUCAAGCGCCUGCGCCAGUCCAACUUCAAGAAGGAGUACCAGCAGCGCCAGGUGGAGCAGCGUCUUCGCGUCAGCGAGCCGCGGAGCGAGCGGGAGCGCGGUGGCGCCAGCUCGCUGGGCCGGGCGGCGUCGGGGAGUCUCGCGACCAGCAGCCAGCAGCAGGAACGGCCGGCGACGGGAAGCGGGGCGGUUGCGUCGCGGGGCGCGCGGUAUGGCGGGAACUUGGAAUCCAGCCCUUCCCUGCCGCUGACUGAGGCAGGAGCAUGUGGCAUGGGAGUGCCGGUGGGCGUGGCGGCGCUGGCGCUUGCGGCGCAGGCUGCGGAAAUGCCGGCGGUGAACUUGGCCCGUGCCGCCUCGCUGGCAGCGGUGGCAGGCCUCAUCCAGCCGGUCAUGCCACCGUCCAACGUCCUCGACAUCUCGGUGCAGUCUGCUGCCGCUCUGGCGCCGCCUCCGCCACCUCAGCUACCCGGCUUGCUGCCGCCGCAGCUGCACCAGCUGCUACUGGUGCAGCAGCAUGCGGCACUGCACAGCCAGGGCAUAACGGCGUUGCUACCUGCCGGUGUGUUACCGAUGCCGUUGCAAGCCGCUGACAAGCCGCAGGAGCGAGCUGGUGAUACCAACCACUGUGACGCACCCGCGGCUGCUGAGCCAUUGUCAGCGGCCGACAACUUGGCGGAAAGGGUGAGCGUCGCAGUGGACCGGGUUGGCUCUGAAGCAAGCCCCAAAGUUGCAGUCGAGCGGUAGGAUAGGCAUGAGAUUUACGGACAAAGGUUUAUUCGGGUUGUGUGAGGGAAGUUGUGGACCUCCGGGAGUUAGCUACGUGUGAACAGGCGCUGCGCGGAAGUGCAUUCUUUGGUUGGAUUUGUCUAAAGCGUACGUCCGCGCUUUCUGGGGAUAUGGGCUGUUCGUGCAGCCAUGUUUCUGUGGAUUCGAAGUGCAAUUGUAAAGGCACCAUUGCAAUGCGCCGGGUGUGGUGGCCUUCGGACGUGCGGACACACAUGUUCUGUGUUUCCUUUGACAGGGAGAGCCACCUUUCUUGUCAAGUUUUUGUUUGACCUGUUGAUUAGGGCUGGCGGUGGUGCAGGCGUCGCUGCUCCAUGACAAGGGCACAAGGGGCGAGGCGCGUGUGUGCCACAAUACCAUGCCGAAUGCUUGUGCGCCAAGAAAUUUUGGGUGAACAUACAGCAUGGUCCUGGAUGAUGAGGAACGCAUGGGGCGCAUGUAACUAGUAACUAGUACGAGGGGUGCAUUUUGUAUGGCACAUGAAAGCGCGGCAUGUGCCACGAGAUGGUCGGUCUUUGGCAUCCCGUGGCCCAGCAGGUGGUUCUGACGGGCUUUCCAAGGACGCGCAUUGCAUCUGCCUGUUCCCCUUGUUGUUUGUAGAUGACGGGACCGGACCUUCUCGCACUGGGAUGUUUGGGAGUAGCCUGCGGCUUGCAAUAUGGCAAGCCAAGCUGGUGGUGGCGGCAGGUGGCGGGCAGCUCGUAAGGCGCAUGCAUCCCAAUGGGAUGGGGGCACACCCCUACUGAUUGAGUGAUUUCGGCACAUGUUUGUACGUGUACACGGUCAGCCGGACACUGCUGGCGAAGUUACCUGUAAUCAGAGGUUCUC